AAGUGGGCGUUCCAAUGAGCAUUUGGAACCAAUUAAUUCCAGACUUUGUAAUGAAGGUGGCCAAUAGCGUCGGUUACUAUGGAGUGUAUCCAAUCAGAAUCAGAUGUAGGGUCUUUUAAAGAUAGUUCAGGAAGUGCCGUUAAAUACCAGGAAGUUGUAAACAAAGCUGACAGCUAUUUAGUUAGCUGUUAACUACAUCUGAAUGGAUGCUGAUCCAGCCGUGUAAAGCAGGCUACUUUUCGCCGAUAUCGUUUAGUAAACAAAAAUACAGCUCCCUGUCUUGUUUUAUAUAGAAAUCGUUUGGCGGAAAUAUAUAUUUUCCGUGCGUUUGUUCAUCAAACUGACGUUAGCUACCUUCCGUUUUGUCGUUGGGAAAAGGCUAACGUUUGCACAAGGACGUUCGCGCUAACGUUAACGUUUGCGAAGGUAACGACCAAUCGUGUAUUAUUAUCCCGAAUUGGACGGAUAGUGAGCAACAUCAGUCGCCGGUUCGUGUGUUUUUCUGCUGCAUUCGCCAUCUGGGGACAGAAAGAGCGAGAGAGUUCUUCCAUUUUAGCAAGACAACAAUGUCUACAUCAAACGCGAAUUUCAAAAACAAGUGUGUGACCCAGGUGAACUGCAUAUUUUGUGACAGUCUGUUGUGCACAAGAGGCAUGAAAGCGGUGCUCCUUGCAGACACCGAGGUUGAGCUUUUUUCGACUGAUAUACCUCCCAAUAGAACUGUUGACUUUGUGGCCAGCUGCUACUCUACUGAAAGCUGCAAAUGCAAACUGAGAGACAUCGCAUGUCUCAAGUGUGGUAAUGUUGUGGGCUAUCAUGUUGUGGCCCCCUGUAAACCCUGCCUGCUCUCCUGUAACAACGGCCAUUUCUGGAUGUUUAACAGUGAUGCCGUGUCUACUCUCAACAGACUUGAUGCGACAGGUUUGAAUCUGCUCCUGUGGGGUGAUCUUCCCGAGCUGGAUGACAGUGAGAAUGAAGAAUCAGAAAGCCCAUCAGAGGAGGAGUGCAUCAGGUAGAGAGGGACACGGACAAUGUGAGAGAAGUGGAACGCCAACAUUUGAGGUGGAGCUAGAAGAGUGUACAAACCAUGCUUGAGAUAAGAGAGAAAAGAGACGUUAUAAAGGGGUAAUUUAAUGCUGGAUAAAAUAGGGCAGAAAAGUGCUGCAGUACUGCUCGGCAUGGGGUGAAAACUGCAUGGUGCACAUCUAGACACACCCCCAAUCAGUGAUGUCACAGCAGGUGUUUUGCCUUCGGGAACACCUGCUGUGACAUCAUUGAUAGGGCUGUGACCAGAAACACAACAUGCACCAAAGUAAGAACCCACAGAGAACAUUGCAGCAAAAGUUUUGGCCCUAUGUAAUACAGUGUUAAAAUUACCCUUUAACCUGUGACCAUGCCUUUCCUCAUCACUUCUCACUGUUAAAAGCACAGACACACACGUCACACAUAUUCUUUACUCUCUUUUUCUCUUCUUUGUAUAUUUGCAUGGGCUACUAUAAAAACAUGUGGCUGAAGUAGACUGAAAAUAACAGACAACUAGACUGGGUGGUCUAGUGCAUUCUACUUCUAAUCACAGAGUCUUCGUUGAGCUCAUGGUUUGGGAUCAGCCUCGUGACAAGUUGAGGGUGUAGUAUGAUAAGUCGGUGGAACUUAUCAGCGAAUGCUGUGCUUUUUCAAGCUGUUUACGUUCAGUCCAAUUUUCUGAGAAGAUGACCACAAUUCGCCUACCUUCAUUUUAAUGGCAGUUAUAAUCUGUACAUUGAAUAUGCUGUAAUAAGCAAAAACUCCCAUAAGAGUUCUGUCUUAAAGGCUUAUAUUCUCUCUGUGUGGCUGGGUGCUGACUGAAAGUUGAGUGCUUUUUGAAUCUCGUUUAUUGGAGAAUAGCACAAUGAUUGAAUGAUUAUAUAUAAAUAUAUAUAUAUAUAUAUAUAAAAAAUAUAUGAGUUCCUUGCUUUAAGGGCAUAUUUGAUUUCGCGUUACGAUCUGACAUUCUUUCAGUGAUAUGUUUUGAUAUGCUAAUACUGUGUUUGUUACACAUUUGACAGAAGCAGUAUGUGCUUAACACCCAGAAGAAUCUGACUGUAGCAGUAUCUGAUACUAACAUACUAACUUAUGCAUAU
Centropristis striata (black sea bass) is the source of this 2120-nucleotide messenger RNA. It is a transcript of the gene fam72a, whose product is annotated as family with sequence similarity 72 member A. Lineage: Eukaryota; Metazoa; Chordata; Actinopteri; Perciformes; Serranidae. The record is from RefSeq and is a predicted model, not a curated record. Bases 567 to 1016 code for a protein of 149 amino acids. Gene Ontology annotation, cellular component: cytosol. The transcript is spliced from 4 exons.